This is a messenger RNA of Eurytemora carolleeae, 1203 nucleotides long. Its product is annotated as sporozoite surface protein 2-like. The transcript has a single exon. The record is from RefSeq and is a predicted model, not a curated record. The coding region runs from base 1 to 1203 and encodes 400 amino acids. NCBI's taxonomy places the organism in Eukaryota, Metazoa, Arthropoda, Copepoda, Calanoida, Temoridae.
AUGCACAACAACCAGGCCCCCUUCGUCACUGUAGCCAAGGUCGACGUGAACAAGUUGGUCCCCCUUGUAGAAGACAUCCAGGUGGGCAAGGUUACCCUAGGCGUGCAGUACGAUACAGGAUGCCAACUCAGCAUCAUCUCCAAAUCAGCACUUUCAGCUCUGCCCCCUUCAAUGUACUCCCUUGGGACCUCCUCACAAAUAAGAAUGAUAACCUAUGCAGGUGAGGGGAAGACUAUCCUCACCACUGCAGUCAAAUUAAGAUUACCUGGGGCAACCUUGACCCUCUCCGCCAUUGAAGAAGACCUCAACAACGGAUCUGGUUUCUCAUUCCCGGUCCCCAGCAAGUGGAGGUCACUGAUGGGAUCCUCGACUGCGCAACACUCAGGACAGGUCUCUAUAUUACUGGGUGGAGACAAUAAUUUCUAUUUUCCCAAGGAGAUUGAACGGGACUCUCAAGGUUUAGCACUAUACCAAAGCAAACUGGCUUCAAACCACCUGAUCUACGGCCCCAUCUCUCCCAACAACAUCACCUGGUCGGAGCCAAUCAUCUCGUCCUCCACCAAGACUGUGUCCAUCCACUCUGUAAAUGUCCAGGCUUUGCAAGACAGCCCCAAUCCAGUCUCUCCUACCAAUCUGGGACCUCCAACCAAACCUGAUCCGCCCACCCAUCCAAUUCCUCUUUCCAGCCCUGACCCUCCAUCUAAUCCCGUCUCACCUACCAAUCCAAGACCUACAACUAAACCUGAUCUGCCCGCCUAUCCAAUUCUGCCCUUCAACCCUAAUCCUCCAAUCAAUCAAGACUCUCCGCUCAAACCAGAUCCUCUAAACAUUCUGGAACCUACAACCAAACCUGAUCCGCCCACCCAUCCAAUUCCUCUUUCCUGCCCUGAGCCUCCAACCAAUCCCGUCUCACCUACCAAUCCAAGACCUACAACCAAACCUGAUCCGCCAACCUAUCCAAUUCCUCCCUUCAACCCUGAUCCUCCAAUCAAUCCAGCCUCUCCGCUCAAUUCAGAGCCUCAAAAAAAUCUGAGACCUACAACCGAACCUGACUGGCCCACCCAUCAAACCCCUCUUUCCAACCCUGACCCUCCUACCAAUCCAGGACCUCCAACAGGAUCUGAUCCGGCUACCACUCUAGCCUUCCUGCUCAAACUAGAUCCUCCAUUUGUACCUGAUCCGUCUACAAACACUGUUUACUGA